This is a messenger RNA of Oenanthe melanoleuca, 368 nucleotides long. RefSeq names its product RNA polymerase III subunit K (gene POLR3K). Gene Ontology annotation, biological process: DNA-templated transcription; termination of RNA polymerase III transcription. The coding region runs from base 1 to 327 and encodes 108 amino acids. Gene Ontology annotation, molecular function: nucleic acid binding; zinc ion binding; DNA-directed RNA polymerase activity. The transcript has 3 exons. The record is from RefSeq and is a predicted model, not a curated record. NCBI's taxonomy places the organism in Eukaryota, Metazoa, Chordata, Aves, Passeriformes, Muscicapidae. Gene Ontology annotation, cellular component: RNA polymerase III complex.
AUGCUGCUCUUCUGCCCGGCCUGCGGCAACGUGCUGGUGGCCGAGGAGGGGCCGCGCUGCCACCGCUUCGCCUGCACCACCUGUCCCUACGUGCGAAAUGUCACGCGGAAGGUGACCAGCAGGAAGUACCCGCGGCUGAAGGAGGUGGACGAUGUUCUGGGCGGCGCCGCUGCCUGGGAGAACGUGGACUCCACGGCAGAGCCGUGCCCCAAGUGCGAGCACCCCCGCGCCUACUUCAUGCAGAUCCAGACGCGCUCGGCCGACGAGCCCAUGACCACGUUCUACAAGUGCUGCAACCCGCAGUGCGGGCACCGCUGGCGGGACUGAGACCAGGAUGCUCUCCUGCAAUAAACCGGCACUGCGGGCGA